CCCCACUGGCCCCUCUUCUCAAACGCUCACGAUAAAACGCAGUUUGGGAAUUUCCUUUCAUCGCCGCCAACAAAACGCAAUCUUUAUUCGGUUGACCUUAUCAUCGAGAAUUUGCUUGGUUAUUCCAUCUCUCGCCGCAUCCUGUUCAUCUAUUUCUGGUGAAAUCUAACUCUGCGUUCAUCUACUUCGCACAGGAUUUGAAGAAAUUAUUCUUAAGGAUUGAAUGUUCUAAUGGAGUCUAAAGGUGGGAAGAAGUCCAGUAGUAAAUCAUCAUUAUUCUACGAAGCUCCCCUUGGAUACGGCAUUGAGGACGUCCGACCAAACGGUGGCAUCAAGAAGUUCAGAUCUGCUGCAUACUCCAACGUACGUAUAUAUAUUGCAAUUUGUAUAAAUUUCUUUUUCUCUUUUGCAUUGAACAUUCUUUGGUGGAUGAGUUCUUAGCAUCACAUUUUUAACAAAUGUUUCCUUCUAUGUGUGCAGUGCGCUCGCAAGCCAUCCUGAUACCCCUAAACUAGGUUCCGGAUCACGUCUCUGGACGGAGUAAAAGCGUGACAAAAGUAGCUAGUUUAAUUAUUGUAGAUUUUAGUUAUACCCCUGUGCUCCUUUUCUUCGGUCUUUCUUCUCUCUGUGUGUUACUUGUGGUUAGCGUCACUUCUUGAGUCAAAAUGGCCUUGCCAGUUUCGGCUAUUGGUUUUGAAGGCUAUGAGAAAAGGCUUGAAAUUUCAUUUUUUGAGCCAAGCAUCUUUUCUGACCCUGAUGGUAAGGGCCUUAGGGUUCUUAUGAAAGAACAGCUGGAUGAGUUCCUUCUGCCAGCUGAAUGCACAAUUGUUGCUUCUUUGUCAAACAAGUAUUUUGACUCCUAUGUCCUUUCUGAGUCAAGCCUCUUCAUCUAUCCAUACAAGCUAAUUAUCAAGACUUGUGGAACUACUAAGUUGCUUCUCUCCGUCCCUGCCAUCCUGAAGUUGGCUGAGUCUCUUUCUCUUCUUGUAAGAGCAGUGAGAUACACCCGUGGCAGCUUUAUUUUCCCUGGGGCUCAAUCAUUUCCGCAUCGUAGCUUCAGUGAGGAAGUUGCUAUCCUUGAUGGCUAUUUUGGGAAGCUUGGUUCAGGCAGCAAGGCCUUUGUGAUGGGCAGUUCUGAGGAUUGCAAGAAAUGGCAUGUUUAUAGUGCCUCUGCUGGGUCUGAGCAUGUUGCUGUCCCUGUCACUACACUUGAGAUGUGUAUGACUGGCUUGGACAAGGAUAUGGCCUCUGUGUUUUACAAGAGCCAAUCAUCAUCUGCUGCUGGGAUGACCGCAAAAUCUGGCAUACAGAAGAUUCUUCCAGAUUCUGAGAUCUGUGAUUUCGAGUUUGAUCCAUGUGGUUAUUCCAUGAAUUCUAUUGAGGGUUCAGCCUUGUCUACCAUUCACGUUACACCUGAAGAUGGGUUCAGCUAUGCCAGCUUUGAAGCUGCUGGGUAUGAUAUGAAAGCUCUGAAUAUGGGACUGCUGAUUGAAAGGGUGUUGGCGUGCUUCCAGCCCUCUGAAUUUUCCAUUGCUGUCCAUGCUAACAUUGAGUCUCCUGUUGAGCUGACUGGAUCCCUGGACCUGAAGGGCUAUUGUCUUGAUGAGACUUGCUAUGAAGAGCUGGGAUUGGGUGGUUCUGUUGUCUAUCGAAAAUUUGUUAGGACUGGGUCUUCUGCUUCACCAAGGUCAAUUCUGAAAUGCUGCUGCUGGAAUGAGGAAGAGGAAGAUGAAAAGGAGUAGCACUGGGGUUUUUGUUUCUCUAUAUAAGAUUUUAUGUCAAUUUAGCAGUCAUUUUUAUUAAAUAAAGCAAAUACCAAUGUUGUAUGCUGGCAUAUGUAAGACUGCAAUGUGCUGUUUCUAUGUUGAACUGGUCAGCAUUUGCUGAGACCUUAAUUUGUAUUUUUGGAAUGAUUUAGUGAUGAAAUUAUGAAAUAGCUAUGUUUAUCUCGGGUUUUUUUUUUUGGUGGUCAUACAAGUAACAAAUUAAGUUGAUGUAUGGAUUACGUUUUGUCUUAGUUUUUCAUUUAGUUUUUUAUUUGGAUUUGGG
Oldenlandia corymbosa var. corymbosa is the source of this 2049-nucleotide messenger RNA. The record is from the annotation of a GenBank genome assembly. Lineage: Eukaryota; Viridiplantae; Streptophyta; Magnoliopsida; Gentianales; Rubiaceae.